AUGGUUGUGUUUAAAAGAAAGACAAGAUUUAGUCGGAGAAGUGUUACACCACUAGUAGAUUAUAAAGAGAAGGAAGUCUCAGAUCUAACACCAGAUGUCCUUAACAGUGAUUCCGAUACAGCUGUUAGAGAUGGAAACGAUGCUAUUAAUGAACCAAUAUGGUUACAUGACGAUUUGAAUUUGGACUCUGAUAUCCAACUUGAUUCAGAUGCUGAUACUGGUGGAAAUGGUAAUAACGAUGAUGAUGAAUCUUUAGAUAAUUUAUUGAAAAGCAAAAAUGAAAGAGACAAAGAGCACCAGGAUGAUGAUAAUAGCGGUGCUGACAAUACUGAUGAAUCUGAUACCAAAGCUGUCUCUUUGAAGUUGAAAAAACUAAACGAGUUCGUUACGCAAAGUCAGGUAUAUUCUGGUAUUAUUGCAGAUACACUAUUAAAGAGAACUAAUGAAUUAGAACAAGAAAAAAAUACUGCAGACCCUAUAACGGGAGAAGAAGACAACAUUGAAGAACCACCGAAAAAGAAAGCUAAGACAUCGAUCUUGGAUUUUUUCCGUAAGAAAGAAAAAAAGGAAAUCAAAGAAGAAGUAGAUAGUAAGGAAGUAUUAGAUGAUGAAACAAUUUCUAAAGAGCAACCACAUCUUCUUAAAAACUGUAUACUGAAGCCAUACCAAUUAGAAGGUUUAAAUUGGUUAAUUACAUUGUAUGAAAACGGUUUGAAUGGUAUCCUUGCCGAUGACAUGGGGUUGGGUAAAACCAUUCAAAGUAUUGCGCUCUUGGCGUUCAUCUACGAAAUGGAUACUGAAGGUCCCUUCUUAAUUGCUGCACCCUUAAGUACAAUUGACAACUGGAUGAAUGAAUUUCAAAAAUUUGCACCUGACCUACCCGUAUUAAAAUACUACCAUCAUGGUGGUCAAAAUGAUCGUACCAAACUAUUAAGAAAAUUCUUCAAGAAAACAAAUGGGACAGGCAUUAUAGUUACAUCAUAUGAAAUUAUAAUUAGAGAUUCCGAUUUUAUCAUGUCGAAAAAUUGGAAAUUCUUAAUAGUCGAUGAAGGCCAUAGGUUAAAGAACAUUAAUUGUAAAUUGAUUAAAGAGUUGAAGAAAAUAAAUACAUCAAACAAGUUGUUAUUAACAGGUACACCAUUACAAAACAAUCUUUCUGAGUUAUGGUCACUCUUAAACUUUAUUAUGCCAAAUAUUUUUGCUGAUUUUGAGAUAUUCAGUAAAUGGUUUGAUUUUGAAGGAUUGAAUUUACAAAGUAACUCUAUGAAAUUAAAUAAAAUGAUUAACGAUGAGUUACAAAAAAAUUUGAUUUCUAAUUUACAUACAAUUUUGAAGCCGUUUCUUUUAAGGCGAUUAAAGAAAACAGUGCUAGCUGAUAUUCUACCGCCCAAACGAGAGUAUGUAGUCAAUUGUCCAUUGACUUCAAUUCAAAAGAAAUUCUAUACAAGAGGUUUGACAGGUAAAUUAAAGAAGACAAUAUUCAAAGAAUAUGUCAAAACCUUUUUCACAAUGAACGCGGAAUACAUUGGAAAAGUUUCCAACAAAUCAAUCAGGGAAUUUAUUGAUUGUAAGUUAGGGGAAGAUGAGACGUUGGAUAUCGAUGAUAUGAAUGAUACAUUAAAAAGCAUGGAUCUACUAUAUCAAAAACAUAUUCAUCCAUAUUUAGUAAAUAAAAGAUUACAAAAUAUGAUGAUGCAAUUACGUCAAAUUGUUGAUUCUACAUUGAUAUUUUACUUUCCUUAUUUACAUCCGGAGGAUUUAACUUUAGAAAUUCUUUUAAAAUCAAGUGGUAAAUUGCAAACUCUUCAGAAAUUGAUAAUUCCUUUAAUUAAAGCUGGUCAUAAGACUCUAAUAUUUUCUCAAUUUACCAAUAUGCUGGAUUUACUAGAAGAUUGGUGUGAGUUAAAUUCGCUAAGGGCUCUCAGAAUAGAUGGUUCCGUUGAUACGGAAUCGAGGAAAGAUUUAAUAGAACAAUUUAAUAAGAAAUCAGGUAAGAAACAAGCACAAGUAUUUCUCUUGUCAACCAGGGCGGCAGGUUUGGGUAUAAACUUAACUGCAGCAGACACAGUUGUCUUAUUCGAUAGUGAUUGGAAUCCUCAAGUUGAUUUACAAGCCAUGGAUCGAUGUCACAGAAUUGGUCAGGAAAAACCAGUAAUAGUGUAUAGAUUAUGUUGUGAUAAUACUUUAGAGCAUGUUAUAUUAACUAGAGCAGCAAAUAAAAGGAAAUUGGAAAGAUUGGUCAUUCAAAUGGGUAAAUUCAAUACAUUGAAAAAAUUGGCAUUAAACGAAGGUUCAUUUUUGAAUCAAGCUAAAACUGAACAUACUUCAAACAAAGAACUAGUAGAAGAACUUUCGCAACUAUUAAUGAGCAAUCAAUCCAGUAUUGGUUUUACCCGUGCAAAUGAUAAAAUUAGUGAAGAGUUAUCUGAUGAAGAGAUCAAAGAAUUGACUGAUCGAUCAUUGGAGGCAUAUAAACCAGAUCGCCAAGUUGAUCUACCACAUGUUCGGUUAUUCGAAACUACAUCAGGGUUUUAA
Molecule: messenger RNA, 2535 nt
Organism: Naumovozyma dairenensis CBS 421
Lineage: Eukaryota; Fungi; Ascomycota; Saccharomycetes; Saccharomycetales; Saccharomycetaceae
Gene: IRC5
Product: putative ATPase
Exons: 1
Coding region: 1-2535 (844 amino acids)
Cellular component (GO): nucleus
Molecular function (GO): DNA binding; ATP binding; ATP-dependent chromatin remodeler activity
Source: RefSeq, a predicted model, not a curated record